Messenger RNA from Nothobranchius furzeri (turquoise killifish), 1793 nucleotides. RefSeq names its product phosphatidylinositol glycan anchor biosynthesis, class P (gene pigp). The record is from RefSeq and is a predicted model, not a curated record. NCBI's taxonomy places the organism in Eukaryota, Metazoa, Chordata, Actinopteri, Cyprinodontiformes, Nothobranchiidae. Gene Ontology annotation, biological process: GPI anchor biosynthetic process. Gene Ontology annotation, molecular function: phosphatidylinositol N-acetylglucosaminyltransferase activity. Gene Ontology annotation, cellular component: endoplasmic reticulum.
AUUUUUCCGACCGAACUAACGCUGGUGCAAACUCGCAGCUGUUCUUAGGUUUUGUUGGAAAUGUUUCCUGUUAGUAUUAUUUUAGAAAUCCAGCUUUAUUUACUCGUUAUUUAGAAACGUAGGGGCACAAAUGUUGUGAAAAUUCGGAAAUUUUAUGAACUGAGAUCAUGGUUGAAAACUCUCCGUCUCCUGUCCCCGAGAGAGCUAUUUAUGGGUUUGUUCUCUUCCUUGGCUCACAGUUUGGUUUCUUUCUGUACUGCUUGUGGGCAUUUAUACCAGAGGAGUGGCUGCAUUCAAUCGGACUCACAUACUGGCCUCAAAAAUACUGGGCUCUUGCAAUGCCAAUCUACCUGCUGGUUGCAAUAUCGGUGUCAUUUUUGGUGUUGUUUGGGAUAAACAUGACCAACACUGCUCCACUGGACUCUGUGGACAACAUCACAGAUGUAUUCGCACAAGGCCAGAGGGCCGACAGCGACUGCAAAGGCGGAGUUCCUCGACUUAAAGAUGUGUCCGUUAGUGAGGUCAACAGAAUGUUUUAUUUGUCCCCUGAAACAUAAUUGAUAAACUGAGUUGUUGGCAGAGUAAAACUAUCUGUGUUUUACCUGGUUUGUGUUUUAAAAAACUGUUAAAUGUGUAAUAUAUGAUUUGUUCUUCAAAAAUAGCCUCACAACUAUUUUACAAUACCCGUCUAACCUUUUGAUUAUUUUCAGUUUCAUGAAACAAUCACAGAUGUUAUAUUUAUCAUUUAGUAAAUAUAAAUGUAGAAAAAAGAUCAUUUUAAAGCUCAGUUUACCUGCUGGGAUGACUUGAUGGGGAAACAAGAGUCAAAAGAGCAACAGUAAAUAACUUUGUGUUAUUAUGACUGGUUGUUACACUGAUGAUCUAAAGCAUAACUGAAACUGUAUAAAAUAUCUUCGUUUGUGAGAAACGGUGAAGUUUAAAUUGUAAAAAAUGAAGUAAAGUUUCCUGACAGAGAAACAAGGCAUGUAAAUCUCUUCUGAGCUUUAUUGUAAGGUGUAAUUUAGACAGGUGAAACGUGAUAAAUUACAAACGGUGCAAGUUUUCAAUAAUUCAUCUUAAAAGAUAAAACUACUAUAUGAGACACUCAUUACAUGCAAAGCCAGAUAUUUUAAGCCUUUAUCUGUUAUAAUUGUAAUGGUUAUGGCUUGCAGCGUAUGAAAAAUCUCAGACAAUUAGAAUAUUACAUCAUAUCAAUAAAACAAGGAUUUUAAAUAGAGAAAUGUCAGACCUUUGAAAAAGUAUAAUCAUACCUGUGUACUCAGUAUUUGGUUUGAGCCCCUUUAUUGUUUAUUGAAUUAAAUGAACUUUUGCACGAUUUUCAAACUUUUCAAAUUUCACCUGUAUGUGUAAAUGAAAUUUUCUUGCGUUUAAGCCACUUUUUUUAGUGAGUAACUGCAGAGAUGGGUUACUGAGUGUGGGACUUGAGAGGCUCUUAAAGCUGCUAAAAAUAACUAUUGGGCAUGACUGUGUAGUGAUGAUAUGUUCAGUGUUUCUAAGCAUGACUCAUUUGGCCAGUGAAAAGAAAGAACAUUGUUAUUUUGUACUUAUUUUAGUUAAAUAAAAUUUAAAUAUAGCAUUUUAGAUUUGUUUAUUCUUGAAUUUGGGGUUUAGAGCUAUUGGAGUUUUCUCACACCAUCUUAAACUCAGUAAAAAACAGAUGAUUAAAAUCAUUUUUGCAAAAAUGGUUAAAUCAAGGAAUUAGUACAUUUCUCUGCUGCAUGAGUAUGUAAUAAAUGGACUUGUAUGGAUGGGAAAUAAAUGUCACUGAUGAA